This is a messenger RNA of Rotaria socialis, 807 nucleotides long. The record is from the annotation of a GenBank genome assembly. Lineage: Eukaryota; Metazoa; Rotifera; Eurotatoria; Philodinida; Philodinidae.
AUGGCUUUCGAUCUACCAGCGACUCCAGAUUUUCGCGUUGGUACUGUCAAUGUUCAUGUAUUUAUUAAUUCAACUGGUAAUAGUAAUGUAAAAGCAUUAGCAUCGAUUCUUGGUCCACUCAACCUUGACGUUCUCGCUGUGGAAGAAGCCAAUAAUAAUAAAGAUUGGAAAUUUCUAUGUGAUGAGUUAUCAUUAACUCAUACUGCAUUCGGAGCAAUUCAUGGAUCAUCAUACGGUAAUGCCAUCGCCUCUCGUCAUCCGAUUGUAGAGCAUUAUAGUCAAAGUUCAUCCACGAACCCUGUCGGUGGUUAUCGAGCAAUGCUUCAAUGUCGUUUUGGCGGUGACCAUCCAUUUGUUCAAAAUCGAAGAUUCGCAGUUACACAUCUAGAUCAUUUGAAUGAAGACGAUCGAUUGACACAAAUCAAGGAAUUUUAUUCACUAAACCACAAUAUCAAUGUACUUGCCGGUGAUAUGAAUUCAUUGACACAAAGCGAUUAUUCGGAUAAAUAUUUUCAUGAAGUCGUUGCUGGCAAACGUGAAAGAUUCCGACGGGAAAUGCCUCGAUUCGAACUCACUCAACUAUUGACAAAUACCUGGGGUUUGCAAGAUGCUUUUCAAUAUUUAAAUCCGACACUCAAAGACGAACAGGUGGCAACAUGUCGAUACGGAACCCGAAUUGAUUAUAUAUUUCUGCGUCCUUUGUCUAACGAUGAAUGGGUAUUGAAAGAAUGUUUCAUUGUGGAUACUCACCAAGCGACAGAUCACAAUGCUGUUGUGGCCACUUUCCAACAUAAAUCAAAAUACUAG